Messenger RNA from Cydia pomonella (codling moth), 4528 nucleotides. RefSeq names its product delta(14)-sterol reductase TM7SF2 (gene LBR). The record is from RefSeq and is a predicted model, not a curated record. Gene Ontology annotation, cellular component: nuclear inner membrane; endoplasmic reticulum membrane. Gene Ontology annotation, biological process: sterol biosynthetic process. NCBI's taxonomy places the organism in Eukaryota, Metazoa, Arthropoda, Insecta, Lepidoptera, Tortricidae. The coding region runs from base 436 to 2412 and encodes 658 amino acids. Gene Ontology annotation, molecular function: oxidoreductase activity, acting on the CH-CH group of donors, NAD or NADP as acceptor. The transcript is spliced from 3 exons.
UAAAUUUUGUUAUGGCAAUAUAUCGUUUGUGCGUUGUGUUGGUACACUGUGUCAAUUAUAUUUUUUUCUCUUUCGUUCUACAUUGCCAGACCGAGAUGGAUUACUACGAUUUCCGGUUUAAAGCGGCGGCAACUAUUUUUAGCCAAUCACGGACCGCAUUUUGAAUUCAUUCUAGCGUCGUUGACGUUGACGUUGAAUGUGUGGCGUGUAGUGUGAAAAGUAGAAGCGUGUGCGUGAAUGAAAAUUGUUGUGUUGUGACUUUUGUUGUGCGUUGACCUGCUAACAUUUUUUGAAAAACUAUCGAAUUGCAUGAAAUUCGAUGACUUUAAAGUGUACCUAACCGCUAAUGGCAUCGUGUGUGGUGACAGUGCCAGGAUAAUUUUAGAUGCAGGAAGAAGAAAACACCAUUGUGUAAUAUUCUAAUUGAAUGCUACUAUGAUGUCUACGAGAAGCGGCCGAGUUAGGCCGUCUAUGGUAGAUUCCAGUCCACCGCGAGGUCGGAAAGGAGUUUCGCCACCUCGAUCGCCUGCUAGAGGACGUAAAAGCUCGCCUCCCACUAGGUCGCCCUCCCGCAAAUCACCCGCGCGCAAAUCUCCAAGUCGCAAACCAGGGCCGAAGUUUCCCGCGCGAAAAUCUCCAUCGAGGUCAACAAAAGAAGCGACCGAAACUGUUCCAAAAUCACCAGUGAAGCGACCUACAGUAUCAGACGUGGAAAUUAAACUGCAGGAUAUUAGUGCAACCAAAGAAACUUAUCGUAGCGUCCGUACGCGGCGCUCAGAAUAUUCCAUCAAAGAUUACACUCCAGCGUUUACUGUUGACUUAACAUUAAACGGAUUGGAAAGUGAGCUGUCGAAAGAUGUUUACGGUCUUAGAAACCGGAAACCGGUUGAGGAAGUUGCGCCUCGUCGAUCUAGUAGGCUGCGGGAAUCCAGUAUCAAUGGAGCAGACAUCAGACGUAGCCUUAGCAAGUCCGUCAGUAAAUCACUCAGCAAAUCCGUCAGCCAGUCGAUUGACACAUUUUCUGAAGGUGAAAAUUCAGAAGAAGAGUACAUGAGAGAGAAAUCUAAAUCAGUGACUAGGAGAUUAGCAACUCCUUUGAGAGAAAGUGUGAGCAGACUUGGGCAAGGAAGUAAAUGGGAGUUUGGAGGAAGAAUUGGAUCAGCCAUACUGAUUCUACUGUUACCAUUGACUGUUUUGUCUAUUUUGAUAUCUUGCACAAAGGUAUGCACAAUCCAACCUCUGAAAAACUGGCCUGCGUUGAAGAAUCUCUCCCUAUGGUUCAGUUUAAAAUCUGUACUUGUCUACCUAGACCAGGUAGUUAUACAAGCACUUUGGGCUCUGCUGCCAAUUUUAGGUCCAAAAGUUGACAGAAUGGAUGAUUCCAAUAACAAAUACUGUUUCAAUGCCUUCUUCUCGAGCAUAUUUACCAUCAUAACACUUUUCACCUUUGAUUUCUUUCAAAUUAUCAACAGUGACACAAUUUUGCAAGAUUACUUGAAACUGGCGGUUACUGCAUAUAUAUUUGCCUUGAUUCUAUCUGUGGUGCUGUUUUUGAAAAGCCGUAAAAGUGCAAACUUAAACCCAUAUGGAAACACAGGAUAUACUCUUUAUGAUUUUUGGAUGGGAAGAGAGAUACAUCCAUUCAUUAAGAAGCUGGAUGUCAAGAUUUGGGUUUCAAGGAUCUCCAAUAUAAGUGCGCUGAUUCUUUCAGUGCUAAUCUUCAAGCAAGGCUUUCAUCUACAGACUAAAGAAAAUGAAGAAUUUAUUUUAACUCCACAAAAUUACUAUGAAAUUUGGACAAAAUUGCAACUACAGCCGACUACCAUUCUGUAUUCAAUGAUGCAAAUCUACUACUUGUUAAACUUCAUAAUGAGGGAAUACCGAGUCACUACCACUUUCUUCUGGCAUUCCGAGGGCUUGGGCUACUACCAAAUAGUUUCCAGUGCUCUAUAUCCAUUUUACUUCACAACCAUCUCAAAAUUUGUAGCCGAUGCUAACAUAACUCUGUCAAACAACAUCCUAAUUUCCGCUGCUGCCAUCUACAUAAUUGGUUUCCUUUUGAUGCUGAUAAGCAACAACAUAAAGCAUGAAUUCAGGAAGAACCCUCUGCAACCAAGUCUGACACAUCUAGACUCGAUGCCUACUUUCCAUGGGAAGAAGCUACUCAUCUCUAGUACAUGGGGCAUCCUUCGCCAUCCCAACUAUUUAGGUGACAUCCUUAUCCACAUAGCACUAGCAAUCCCUGGUAUAGUAUCCCAGCAUUAUUUGGCUGCUGCACCGGCUCUUCUGACAAUAUUAAUGCUACUGCACAGAGCUUGGAGGGACCACAGCAGAUGCCAGAGACGCUAUGGCACGGCCUGGCAAAGAUAUUGCAAUAAAGUACCCUCUGCCAUUUUGCCUAAGAUUCUGUAAUACAUACAAGUAUUAUAGUUACCAAUAUAAGUUUUUUUUAUUUAAAAAUUGACAUGACCUUUUACUAAUUUAAAAGGUAUCUUAAUAGAUUUUUUACUUUUAUUUUAGUAUGAAUUUGUCAUAGUAAAUGAAAUUUGUAAAUCAAUUUUGGUAUAUCCAUCACAAGCAAUUGAUUAUGAUAUAUUUUAAUUUUAUGUUUUUGUAGUUUUAGUCUAUUUAUAAGCUGGAUUAGGAGUAAUAAAAUAAGUUGUAUUAAAGACAUACUUUAAUGCAUGCUCAAUGCUUAGCAAAAUUUUGCCAUUCUAGACCACCGUUUUUCGAAUAUGACUUAGCUCUCUUAAAUAUUUAACUUUAUUUUAUAAUUGACAAUCUCAUUUUCAGUAUUGAAUAAUAUUUCUGUCAUGUGCUUUUAAAUAGAUUUAAUUAGUUUGAUAGUAUAUCCAAAGCAAUAAGAUCAAAUUAUCAAUGUUCUUUUUUUAAUUAUUGUAAUCAUGUUAAUGCCUUUAUUAAUAUAUAUUUGAUAUUGAUAGAGGGAUUACAUCUAUUCUAAUCUUUAAGAAUCUUAUUUUUACUAUGAAUUGCUGGUGUGUAUAUAUGUUAGUGUUAUUUACAAUUACUUUCUUGGACGUUAAACACUUUUAGAUACUCUAUCUAAUGUCUUCCUUCACUUGUCAGCUUACGACAGCAGCGGUUGCAGUGGCAGUUGUCAUUGCCUGCAUUACUGCUCAAAUGCCCAAUAUCUCUUGUAUUCGAAUCUUAACUUACUGCAUUUAUUAUUUCAUUGUUGUAUUACUAUCUCUAAUUAAAACGCAUUAUUUUGUUCAGUGAUCUUGUUUUCUAUGCCAACUAACAUAGUUGCAUUAGCUAUAAGUAUUAUUAGUUGAUAUUGUAUAAAUACGAUACCAGCCAUUGUGCCUCAAGACUGCUUCAAAAGCAAAAACUUAUAAUCGUAAUUGGGACGAUAUAAAUGCACUUUUCAUGUCAACUUAAGAAACGAAUGUUAAGCAUUUUGGUUGGUGUCUUCACAUUACAACAUACUUAUAAAGUGUUGUAAAACUUGUAAACUAUGUUAAGAGUGAAGACAUUAUUAGUUAGUUGUUUAUUUUACAAGGGGGCAAAGUUGUUGUUUAACCACUCGUGCUAAUAUUGAUACCCGAGCGUCGCGUAAUCUUGAGCGUUGCGAGGGUUAAACAAAGCAAGGCACGAAGGUUGAACAAUCUUUGCCUCCGAGUGAAUCACAAACAUUUUCACCACGCCAACGUGAGGAAAAUACUAACUAUGAAAUACCAAAUAAAAUCAAAUUCAAAUAAACGUAAUAAAAAAAAUAUCAUUAUAAAUCAUCAUUUAAAAGUCAAUUCUACCAGCUAACAUAGGGAAACAGCUCAAAAUAUGCAUCUCAUUAUACUUUGCCCCACAUGUGGAUAAAAUGCAACUUUCUCAUUCGUUUUGAACAAUCAAGAGGGCCUUUACCAGUUGGUGUGGUGAAAAAAUAUUUUAAUACUCAAAAUUGAUUUAAAGUAACGGUUCCGCCUUGAACCCCCACGGAUCAAAUUAUACUUAAAUUGUCUAUAAAUUUUUACUAAGAGAGUAAUUUAGUUCAUAACACUAGGGUUGUUAUAAUUUUUUAGUAUGAUUUCUGUUACCACACAUUAAUGUUGUAGUGAAUACAGUUAUCAUACACUUGUACUGGCUCACUUGGAUCGCAUGUUAUAAUUAAUUUAAGGUCUUACAAGAUGUGUAACAUGCAUUAUAAUGCAAUUGCGUUCAAAGUGACCCAACAUCUAAUAAUAAUUACGUAUAGGAUAUAACAUAUCACUUAUUUGUUAUACGUACAAGAAAUAAAUACAUAUACAUAACACAUUGUUUAUACAAGUGCUAGAAAUGCAUAGCGUAGCAUAAUUUUACCUAUACAUGAAUGUACCCUGUAUCCAUCUGCAUACCUAUUGAAAAAAUCGGACGGUUAAGUUUAUUUUUUAUCUUUUUGGUAUGUGUCGUAAUUCAUCUAGAAUAAACAAGCAGGAUUCUGUUUCUUUAGGUAAUUUACUUUUAUAUUACUGUAUUUCCUUAGUCGUGUGAAUUUUUGUGUUAAUAAUUAAUAAACGAUUGUACAAAGUAA